This is a messenger RNA of Salvelinus namaycush (lake trout), 1518 nucleotides long. RefSeq names its product glucocorticoid modulatory element-binding protein 1-like. The transcript has 9 exons. The record is from RefSeq and is a predicted model, not a curated record. Gene Ontology annotation, biological process: positive regulation of transcription by RNA polymerase II. Gene Ontology annotation, molecular function: RNA polymerase II cis-regulatory region sequence-specific DNA binding; DNA-binding transcription activator activity, RNA polymerase II-specific. Gene Ontology annotation, cellular component: nucleus. The coding region runs from base 4 to 1506 and encodes 500 amino acids. NCBI's taxonomy places the organism in Eukaryota, Metazoa, Chordata, Actinopteri, Salmoniformes, Salmonidae.
GUCAUGGCGAGUGCUGAGAUCACAGUGUCCUCAAGGAACAUAGUGAUGGUGAAGGAAGAGGAGGAGGAAGGGGAGCCCUGUGAGAGCCGCAAGACUCAGGUCAUCCUCGAUCUGCAGCCCAUCAUACAGGGGGCAAAGGAGGACAACGCUGACACUGGCUCUACUGUCCUAGCCAUAGAGACACAUCGUGAAGACAAUCUUGCGGCGGGUGAGGAGGUUGAGUAUGGAUACCCCAUCACCUGUGGCGAAAGCAAAGCAGUCCUCCUGUUUAAGAAGUUUGUCUGUCCUGGCAUCAACGUCAGAUGUGUCAAGUUCAAUGACCAGCUGAUCAGCCCCAAGCAGUUUGUUCACAUGGCAGGGAAAGCCACGCUGAAGGACUGGAAGAGGGCCAUCCGACUGGGAGGGGUGAUGCUCAGGAAAAUGAUGGACUCAGGUCAGAUUGACUUCUACCAGCAUGACACAGUGUGCACCAACACCUGCCGCAGCACCAAGUUUGACGUGUUGAUCAACAGCACCCGCUUCCUUCCGGGCAGCGCCAUGCAGCCCCCCCCUUCCCCUCUGCCAAUAGAUGGAGGCCAUGCUGCAGUGUCAGAUGAGAGGCUAGAGGAGAAGGCCUACACUACAGUGGAGUGGAGCCCUGGGCCAGCUCCUCCCAUCACCAGCACAGCCAAUGGACAUGUCAAGAGGAAAAGGGGUGAUAUCAUCCCUGAUGGCAGUCUAAGCUUUUGGAGAGGCAUAGCAGACGUUGGCCUGAUGGGGGAGGUGUUAUCCAGUUUCCGCACAGAACUGGUGGCUAUGUUGAGAGGAGUGGAGGUCCGCAGUGAGAAGGCCAUUUUGCAAGAAGCCGAUGCUGUUGUACUGAACUCCCUUUCUGAGAUGUUUGGGCUGCUGGACUCAGUGAGGAGGGUUCUGGACCUGAGACGCAGUGAGAUUGAUGGCAACCAGCAGCAGGUCCACAAUGCUCUUAAUGUGCUGGAGGACCAGUUGGAGGACCAGAGGAAGCCGAGGCAGGAUGAGCCCCCACCCAGCCCUGGUCACCUCGACAUGGGCAGGUUCUCCAAGGCCACCCCCUCAAAGUGCCCGCGGCUGCAUCGCUCUAGCUCUUCGACCACCCAGCCUCAGAACCAGACCACACAAUCGUCCAUCGUCUUAUCUCCCAUCACCACAUCCCCAGUGGGUCAGCCUCUCAAUGUGGCCGGCCUGCCUGUGGCCACACUGGCCCAACUCCCCACCGGCUCCCAGCUCUUCACCCACUACACCACUGGCAACACCUCUGCAGGAAAGAGAGGCAGCGCCAGGUCCGUGGCUCUCCAUGCAGCCUCCAGGGUGACUGUGCUCAACACAACCACAGAGUCAUGGGUGGGGGCCCCUCUACAGGUGCUUCAUCUAACCCAGAAGAGGGAGCAGGACUCUGGGGACAUGGAGAGCCAGAGGCCGGGGGAGGAGAGGAUAGUACUUGUGCAGCAGGGGGUACUACUAGACACUCCAGGGAUUCAGACACACUAGGCUGGGAACAGU